GCUCUAAGAGAGCCGGACAAAAGGAUAGACAGAGGGCAAGAGUCAGCUACAUGGUAGAGGGGAAGCGUGUGUGCAGGGAGACCUUCAUGUUUCUACACAGUGUUGGUAACACCCAGCUUCGGAAUAUCACCAAAAGCUACCUACAGAAAGGGGUCGUCCCUCCAUCUAAGGCAUCAGGUGGCAUCAAGGCGAACAAAGCAGCUCUUUGCAGCGAUGACAUCAACAGAGUUGUGACGUUUAUCACAAACUUCGCAGACACCCAAGGCCUCGUCAUUCCAGGGCGCAUCAGUGGCGUCAAGAGCUCCGAUCCCCGUAUAAGACUUCUCCCGACCAAUCAGACGAAGGCGUCUGUCUGGAGAAGCUAUGAGACGGAACUUGCCUCCAAGAAUGAUCAGCGUGUGGCAAAAGGACUUCCUCCUCAUAGAAGUGCAAAGCAGACAACAUUUCUUAAUGUUUGGAGGAGAUACUGCCCCUUUGUGAUCACAUCUCGCCCCAAAAUUGACCUGUGCUGGCAGUGCCAGAAGAACAACUCUGCAGUGUACCAGAGCGCCAACCUAACUGAGGAAGACAAGCUCGGCCGUAUCCAGACCCAGACAGAACACCUUGCCCAUGUUGCUGUUGAGAGGAACCUAUACCGGGACAUGGUUCUUGACUCCCAAGCUGCCGUCAAGGAAGGGAGAGAUGGGGAGGAAAUGCACUACUCCUUUGACUAUGCUCAACAGAUGCAUUUUCCCACCGAUCCUGAUCAGCCUGGCCCCAUGUAUUUCCUAUGCCCAAGGAAAUGCGGUUUGUUUGGAGUGACAUGUGAUGGUACAAACAAGCAAGUUAACUACCUCAUCGAUGAAGGGAUGACUUCAAGCAAAGGUUCCAACUCUGUAAUAAGUUAUCUUCACGACUACUUCGAUCAGUUUGGGAGGGGUGAGCGAGUGCUGCAGUUGCACUGUGAUAACUGUGGAGGACAGAACAAGAACAAAUUGCUCAUGUGGUAUCUCGCCUGGAGAACUCUGUAUGGUUUGCACGACGAGAUUGGUGUUCAUUUCAUGGUAUCCGGACACACAAAGUUUUCACCCGAUCGUGCAUUUGGCCUCGUGAAACACCGAUACAAGAGGACCUUCGUCAGCAGCCUGCAGGACAUCAGUGACGUUGUAGAGGAGAGCUCUGUCAACGGACACAACAUUCCUCGACUUGUGGGACUGGAGGAUGGUACAGUUAUCGUACCAAGCUACGACUGGCAGAGCUUUCUUGCACCGUUCUUCUUCCCUCUCGCUGGCAUCAAGAAGUACCAUCACAUCAGGAUUCAGCAAUAGGAACUCGCUGAUAGUAAGUGUUAUCGGAUGAGAUACGAACAAGCUUGACCACACCCAUCAGGAUUGCCAUAGCAACCAAUGUUGCUAUCAUUCCAAGGAGGAGCAUCGCAAGAGGGUUGUAGGAAGCCAAAUCUGUGGAUAUUGGAAAAUAUAAAAUAUGGUAGAACAAUCGGAUGUGGAUUAGAUAUAUUCACAAGCGUAUCCAUGGAAACAGGGAACGACCCUCCUUCCCGUCCCCCUCCUCCCCGUCCCCUCCACCUUUAAGUAGAAAAUAGAAAAGAGCAUCUGCUAAUGGCAUAUUUUAAGUUAUUGCAAUCCUUAUUGUGUCCUGUAAAGAAUUAUCAUAACUGAGUGUGCUAAGCUAUCUAUGAGGAAAAUGUUACAAUUUCAGAUUUUUUAAAUGGUUGUUGUUCCAAAAUAGUACAUACCAUUAGUAGCCAUAUCGCUGGUUGAGCGACCGAUGUGGAUCGGACCAUUACUGAUGGUGUGAGUGGACAUAACGGACGAAGAUCGACGUUUGCGGCCGGGAGGUGGAGAUUCUGAGGGGCAUCCUGCGUCUCGAAACUUUUGAGCCUUCGCGGCACCACAUACCUUCACUGAACAAUGAAUGUACACCUGAGAAAAAUAAAAUAUGAUGAUGCAUGCAUUACAAUAGAUUUUUUGAUACUGUCUAAACAUCCAAACAAAUGUGCUGUUAAAGUUUUCCUAAAAUUACGCUUCAAAAUUAUCAAGAAGUGCCUCAAAAAAAGUAAAAAUAUUUGAGUGACCGGUUUUACCAUACUCGUUUUCCCCAAUAG
Messenger RNA from Strongylocentrotus purpuratus (purple sea urchin), 2104 nucleotides. RefSeq lists its product as uncharacterized. Lineage: Eukaryota; Metazoa; Echinodermata; Echinoidea; Camarodonta; Strongylocentrotidae. Bases 51 to 1307 code for a protein of 418 amino acids. The record is from RefSeq and is a predicted model, not a curated record. The transcript is spliced from 4 exons.